UGUCCAGGUACUUGUAUGGAAAUACCUAGGGGGCGGGGUCUCGUCUUUACAACAGGUACGUGGGUGGGCGGGGUCUCGUCUUUACAGCAGGUACGUGGGUGGGCGGGGUCUCGUCUUUACAGGCAGGUACGUGGAUGGGCGGGGCGGGGUGGUGGAGUGGCCGCUCCAGCCUUACCUGAGCCAGUGUCACCUGUCGCUUCCCUUUCCGCCGGAACAGAAAUGAUCCGAUUUCUCCUGCUGUUUAGCCGUCAAGGGAAGCUACGCCUGCAGAAAUGGUAUGUGACACUACCUGAUAAGGAAAAGCGAAAGAUAACAAGAGAGUUAGUACAAAUCAUUUUGAGCCGGAAUCCAAAAAUGAGCAGUUUUGUGGACUGGAAAGACUUAAAACUUGUGUACAAGAGGUACGCCAGUCUGUACUUCUGUUGCGCUAUUGAGGAUCAGGACAAUGAGCUGCUGACGCUGGAGCUUGUGCACAGGAUUGUGGAGCUGCUGGAUAAGUACUUUGGAAAUGUCUGUGAACUGGAUAUCAUUUUCAACUUUGAGAAAGCUUACUUCAUAUUGGAUGAGUUCCUAAUGGGGGGUGAAAUUCAGGAGACUUCAAAGGAAUCUGUGGUGAGAGCAAUUGAGGAUUCUGACAUGCUACAAGAGACAAUGGAAGAGUACAUGAACAAACCAACAUUUUAAGAGUGCCACACAGAUGAAGAGAACCUAGCAGAGAGGCUAUUAUACAUCAUGAGCUAUUAUGGGCAAGUCCAAGGAACAUCAGAAAGCUCUGAACUGUUGGAUGGCACUGCUGGUCCGGACCACUAACCAGUUAGCCGUGGGAGAAUUCUGACAUAUUAAUGAAAAAAACUGACAUUAAGGCAGUCUUGUGCUAUCAGGGAAACUCUAUGGAUCUGAGCAUUCCACAUGCAAUGAGGACAAAUUUCCACAAAUAAUGGCUACUUUUAAAAGAAGAAAAAUAUUUUUAUAUGGGUAUAUUUUAUCCUCUUGGAAUAGCAAUAUUGCAAUGAUAGUGCCCAGUGGCUAUAUGAAAUCUGCACCAUCAAUUCUUUCCACUAUAUUUUUGUCUUUUUUAUGUUUAGGGGUGAUGGCAGUUGUCACCCAUGCUAAACCUCCCCCACCACUGGUGACAAAAUGUCCAGAUAUAAUAUUAUUUUGAACUCAAUCCAAAUAUCUGCCAGUAAAAUUUUUGAAUGGCGUAAUCAUACCAUAUCGCCUCGUCGUGCAUUUUGGUGCGAAUACGCUAUUCAAAUGUUUUAUUGGUGUAUUCGUUCUGGGCCUUUAACACCACUAUGGCUCCUAGGUGAAAAUUGUUAGAGACGUAAAUUGUUUAACAGUUAUUUGAUAUUUUUGUUAGCAUCAGGGAUAUCCAGUUUAUUGGCCUCCAACUGAACCUUUUACAGACACAAUUCACACACAUAAACUACUUAGAAGCAGAAAAGUCCAAUCGGUGCUGUAUUCGUGCUAUAAGUGUAACUUGUCCACCUUGCAGGACUAACACAUAGGCUUGAAAAUAUAUUCUGUGUGGCAGCACAAACAAAUAAACUCCUGGUGCAGGAGUCCAGAUAUGUAAGUGCUCAAUAAAAAGUGCAAAAAUUCAUGCACCAUGUCAAUAUGGUAACCCCACUAAUAAAACUAAUAAGAAAACUCUCUGGAGAGAAUUGCUACUCACCAGAUUAAAAAGGUAUAUAGGCCAAACAGAGUUAAUGCAAUCUUCACAACCUUGGAUAAAACAAAGAUAGGAAUGCCAUAUAGAGUAUAGCUUUUUAAUUGUUAAUAAAAGAGCCCCCAACUGGGUAUACUCACAAAAUUCUAAAUUAAAACAACAUUAAACAAAUAUUCAGUCCACAAUAUUAUUUUUUUUUUUUACAUUUGUUUAAUGCUGUUUUAAUUUUAAAUCUUGGGAGUAUACCCAUUUGGGGGCUCUUUUAUUAACAAUUAAAAAGCUAUACUUCUCUGUAUGGCCUCUUUGUUUUAUCCAGUGUUGUGAAGAUCAAAUUAACUGUUUGGCCAAUGAGUUGGCAUUCUCUCCAGAGAGACAUUUCUUACUACCUGUAUUAGUGGGUUUACCAUAUUGACCAUGGAUGUUUUCCUGUACUUUUUAUCAAGCACUUGGGUAUCUGGAUAUUCUACAUAAACUACUAUACCUAUUUAUUAUAAGCCAUAGAGUGUGACUUUGUGUGUUAUAUACUGUUCUGCUUAAACAAUAAUUCCCAGCACCUUGUAGAAAGGCAAAAGCUGUGAGAGGGAUUGUGAGAGUUGUAGUUGAACUGGUUGCACAUCCCUGAAUAACAAAUUUUCUCCUUAGUGACCCCCAUAUCUCUAAUUCAGGCCUAGGUUGAACCCUACCAGCACUGGCAUUCUAUUGGCAUUUUUGAUCUUACUGGUUGAUUUUUUUCUCGGGUAGACUUGCAGAUCACUGGCAAGUUGAGGUUUAGAUGUUAAAAAUUGAAAUUUUGCAUAAACUGUUUAAUAUUCUUUAUAUUUAUUCUAUUUUCUAAACUUACCCUGUAUUUUGUUUUGGAAAAGGCCAUUAAAGUGCAGGAGUUUCCAAUGA
This is a messenger RNA of Xenopus laevis (African clawed frog), 2560 nucleotides long. It is a transcript of the gene ap1s3.L, whose product is annotated as AP-1 complex subunit sigma-3. NCBI's taxonomy places the organism in Eukaryota, Metazoa, Chordata, Amphibia, Anura, Pipidae. Gene Ontology annotation, cellular component: membrane coat; AP-1 adaptor complex; clathrin-coated pit. Gene Ontology annotation, molecular function: clathrin-cargo adaptor activity. The transcript is spliced from 5 exons. Gene Ontology annotation, biological process: protein transport; intracellular protein transport; vesicle-mediated transport. Bases 16 to 684 code for a protein of 222 amino acids. The record is from RefSeq and is a predicted model, not a curated record.